Molecule: messenger RNA, 612 nt
Organism: Monoraphidium neglectum
Lineage: Eukaryota; Viridiplantae; Chlorophyta; Chlorophyceae; Sphaeropleales; Selenastraceae
Product: molecular chaperone DnaK
Exons: 5
Coding region: 1-612 (203 amino acids)
Biological process (GO): protein refolding; cellular response to unfolded protein
Cellular component (GO): chloroplast; cytoplasm
Molecular function (GO): ATP hydrolysis activity; ATP binding; ATP-dependent protein folding chaperone
Source: RefSeq, a predicted model, not a curated record
AUGUUACCGACCAGCAAGAUCGCCGGCCUGGAGGUCCUGCGCAUCAUCAACGAGCCCACGGCUGCGGCCCUGGCCUACGGCAUCGAGAAGAAGGGCAACGAGACCAUCCUCGUGUUUGACCUGGGGGGCGGCACAUUUGACGUGUCCAUCCUGGAGGUCGGCGACGGCGUGUUUGAGGUGCUGUCCACCAGUGGCGACACCCACCUGGGCGGCGACGACUUUGACAAGCGCAUCGUGGACUGUUUGGCAGAUGACUUCAAGCGCAACGAGGGCAUAGACCUGCGCAAGGACCGCCAGGCGCUGCAGCGCCUGACCGAGGCGGCUGAGAAGGCCAAGAUCGAGCUGUCGUCCCUCAGCCAGACGAGCAUCAACCUGCCCUUCAUCACUGCAACCCCCGAGGGGCCCAAGCACAUCGACAUGCAGCUGACGCGCGCCAAGUUUGAGGAGAUGUGCUCAGACCUUCUUGAGCGCUGCAAGCGCCCGGUGGAGCAGGCCCUCAGUGACGCGAAGCUCUCCCUCAACGGUGAGCCGCCGCUUCCGCCGCCCACGGGCGGUGCUGCACUCUGCGGCGCACUGUGGUUUCUUGCGCCGGCUUGGAAGCCCUGCACCUGA